Molecule: messenger RNA, 2914 nt
Organism: Neoarius graeffei (lesser salmon catfish)
Lineage: Eukaryota; Metazoa; Chordata; Actinopteri; Siluriformes; Ariidae
Gene: thap11
Product: THAP domain containing 11
Exons: 1
Coding region: 130-915 (261 amino acids)
Biological process (GO): regulation of transcription by RNA polymerase II
Cellular component (GO): nucleoplasm
Molecular function (GO): RNA polymerase II cis-regulatory region sequence-specific DNA binding
Source: RefSeq, a predicted model, not a curated record
AUUGUGGGACGUGUAGUUCCGCUUUUAGGCCGCUGCAUCUGAUAAGAGCGCACGGAGGAGAUCAACAAAAACAAAAAUCAGGAGAAACUUGUGUGCGGUUGUUUGAGAGAGAGGAAGAGCGGCGUCGUUAUGCCAGGCUUCACGUGCUGUGUGCCCGGAUGCUAUAACAACUCACACCGGGACCGCGAGCUCCGGUUCUACACCUUCCCCAAAGACCCGAGUCAGCGGGAGAUCUGGCUGAAGAACAUCUCCCGGGCCGGAGUGAGCGGCUGCUUCAGCACCUUCCAGCCCACCACCGGGCACCGCGUGUGCAGCGUGCACUUCCCCGGGGGCAGGAAGACCUACACCAUCCGGGUCCCGACUCUGUUCCCGCUGCGCGGGGUCAACGAGAGGAGAAGUCGGCGCGGCCGCGGCAGGAAGGUGUUCGCUGCGCCUGCGCCCGCCGGGGCCAUUCAGGGUGAAGCGGCGGCGCAGGGUCAGCCCGACUUCGUGGUGCAGAUCGGACAGAACGGGCAGUACAUCUCACCUGGCACCGCUGUCUCAUCAUCGUUAUUAUCAACAUCAGCAUCAUCAACAUCUGCAUCAUUAGCAGCAGCAGCAGCGCUGGAAGGCUCGCGCUCCGCAGCGGCGCCGCUCAAGUGUGAGGAAGCCCCGGAGGUGGUGGCGCUGGUUCCGGAGCAGCCGCUGCUGUGCGGAGAGGAGCACUCCUACUCCCUGACCAACGGCACGACCUCCGCCGAGCUCCUGAGGAAACUCAACGAGCAGCGCGACAUCAUCGCCCUGAUGGAGGUGAAGAUGAAGGAGAUGAAGAGCACCAUCCGCCAGCUGCGCGUCAGCGAGGCGCGCCUGCAGGAGGAGCUGCGCGAGCGCGACCGCGUGCUCUCCGGCAUCUGCGUGGUUCGGAAGAAAGUCUGACCCGACCGGAACCGGACAGAACAAUACCCUCCCUGGGCUGUUUACUUUAUUUUAUAUCUUUGUUUUAUUUUGUUAUGAAUUUUCAGUGUUUCCAAAAACAUCAGGAGUGGGCGGUGAUGUCAGAAAAAAAACAACAAAUCGCGAUUUAUCGUGACAUUUUCACAGCGAGCUUUAAUAAACAUCAGUGACGUCAUGAAAUUACAGAAAAAAUAAAUUAUUCAGUGUUUUAAUGCCCAGGAAAGGAACGGCUUCAUCAGGACUGAUAAAUAUGCACGAAUAUGCAAAUAAGGACACGCCCCAUGACUGGUACUCUAUCACUAACAUGAGCAGAGGUGCAUUACAGAAAGAAAUAUGUAAAUUCAGACACUUUUUUUUUUAUACAACAUUUAACAAGGAUGAGGAAAUACUUUCAUGGUUUGGUCUGUUCUUUUGGAGUUGUACAACCCCAAUUCCAAAAAAGUUGGGAUGCUGUGUAAAACAUAAAUAGAAACAGAAUGUGAUGAUUUGCAAAUCAUGGAAACUCUAUAUUGCAUUGAAAAUAGUACAAAGACGAUAUGUUGAAACAGAUUUUUUUUUUUUUUUUUAAAAUGCUCAUUUUGAAUUUGAUGUCAGCAACACGUUUCAGAAAAGUUGGGACAGCGCAACAAAAGACUGCAAAAGUUGUGUAAUGCUAAAAAAAACCCUACCUAAUUAGGUUACUUGUCAACAAGUCCGUAAGAUGAUGGGGUAUAAAAAGAGCAUCCAGAGAGGCGGAGUCUCUCAGAAGUAAAGAUGGGGAGGGGUUCACUACUCUGUGAAAGACUGCGUGGGCAAACAGUGCAACAAUUUAAGAAUAACAAAACAUUCUCAGUGUAAAACUGCAAAGAAUUUGGGGAUCACAUCAUUAAAAGAUUCAGAGAAUCUGGAGAAAUCUCUGUCUGCGAGAGACAAGGCUGAAAACUGACACUGGAUGCCUGUGAUCUUCAGGCCCUCAGGAGACACUGCAUUAAAAGCAGACACAUGUCUGUAGUGGAAAUCACUGUAUGGGCUCAGGAACACUUCAGAAAACCAUCGUCUGUGAAAACACUUCAUUACUGCAUCCACAAACGCAAGUUAAAACCAGAUAUAAACAAUAUCCAGAAACUCCACCCCCCUUCUCUGGGCCUGAGCUCUUUUACAAUGGACUGGGGCGAAGUGGAAAACUGUCCCGAGGUCUGAGGAAUCAAAAGUAGAAAUUCUUUUUAGAUAUCUUGGACACCAUGUCCUCCAGGCUAAAGAGGAGAGGGACCGUCCGGCUUAUCAGUGCACAGCUUAAAAGCCAAUAUCUGUGAUGGUAUGAGGGGGCGUUAGUGCACAUGACAUGGGGAGCUUGUACAUCUGGGAAGGAAUCAUUAAUGCUGAAUGAUAUAAACACGUUUCAGAGCAAUAUGCUGCCAUCCAGACUAAAUCUUUUUCAGGGAAGGCCUUCCUUCUUUCAGCAAGACAAUGACAAACCGCUUUCUGCACAUAUUACAACUACAUGGCUCCGUAGGAAAAGAGUCCAGGUGCUAAACUGGCCUGCUGCAGUCCAGACCUGUCUCCCAUUUAAAACAUUUGGUGCAUUAUGAAGUGCAAAAUACGACAAAGGAGACCCGAACUGUUGAACAGCUGAAAUUUUAUAUCAGGCAAGAAUGGAACAACAUUUCUCUUUCAAAACGACAGCAAUUGGUCUCCUCAGUUUCCAAACAUUUACAGAGUGUUGUUAAAAGUAGAGGUGAUGCAACACAGCAGUAAACACGCCCCGUCCCAACUUUUCUGAAAUGUUGUUGCUGACAUCAAAUUCAAAAUGAGCAAAUUUUUUCAAAAAACAAUAACAUUUCUCAGUUUCAACAUUUGAUAUGUUGUCUUUGUACUGGGCAGCACGGUGGUGUAGUGGUUAGCGCUGUCGCCUCACAGCAAGAAGGUCCUGGGUUCGAGCCCCGUGGCCGGCGAGGGCCUUUCUGUGUGGAGUUUGCAUGUUCUCCCCGUGUCCGCGUGGGUU